This is a messenger RNA of Lucilia cuprina (Australian sheep blowfly), 599 nucleotides long. Its product is annotated as tetratricopeptide repeat protein 39B-like. The coding region runs from base 1 to 486 and encodes 161 amino acids. The record is from RefSeq and is a predicted model, not a curated record. The transcript has 4 exons. Lineage: Eukaryota; Metazoa; Arthropoda; Insecta; Diptera; Calliphoridae.
AUGUUAGCACGAUUAACAGCAGAAACAGAAGAAGAAGCAGAUAAAAAAUGUUGUGUGUUUGAAGCAGCUUGUGUACUAUUUUAUGACGCCGUAAACGACAUAACAGAAGAUGGUACUGAAUGUGUCACCGAAGUAGUAGAUGUUUUUCAGUAUAACGAUGUGUCGAAAUGUGAUGACAAUAGUACAUUGUAUGAUGCCAAGGCAAUGCCUUUGGAUAAGGCUGUCGAAGAAGCUAAAUUAGCAAUAUGUUAUUUUUUUAAUAAUAAAUUUGACGAUGCCCGCGCUUUAAUGAUGCCUUACGCACACUGUAGCAUGUACCAUUCAAUGGGUCGUGCCGUAUUUUCAUUUUUGGAGGCGAUACUUACAUUUGAACAACAGCACAUUAUUAAAGCAGGCGAAGAAUUACGAAAAUGUUUAGAUGUCUGUCAGAGACAACGUCGCAAAGUUACUAUAACCCAGUCAAUAGGAAAAAAAUUUAAAAGAUGACGAAAUUCAACACAUACAAGCUAUAUAGAGACCUUAAUACCUCUACCAAAUUUUAUGAGGAUCGAUCAAAAUAUACUAAGAAGAUUUCGCAUUCAAUACAGUUUACGAAAACA